UAAGCCGGGCGAGCCGACGGGAGGAGGCAGUGCGGGCUGGGAGCCGCGGGGAGGACAGACGCGCCUAGAGAGGCGGCGGCAGCGGAGCACAGGUGGGCGCCUCCAGGACGGGGACCAGCGAGAGGCGGCUCCUUGUCCCACCGCAGCCCGGCGGGGCUGGAGUCUCCCUGGGGCAGCGCCGCCCGCUCCCUGGGGGUCUGGGCUCGUUCUGCUCAGCCUGAUGUGCCCCACGGCGGGCACGGGAAGGGGCGCGCCGCCUGCCAGCGCCUCCCUGCGGGCGCUGCCGGCGCUGGGCACCUGAAGCGGCAGCCGCCGCGCUGGGCUUCGUGGCUGGCUGCGCUGCUGCAUCCCGGGCCGGACUACGUGCCGAGCAUGUGCUUUGCGGGCGAGGGGGACCCGUGCCAGCCACCGGAGCGUAGCUCCUGAUCGCAGCCUCUGGGCGGGAGAGGUGGAGAGAGACCCGCUCCCUCCAGCCGCCCCCCCCUUGCCAUGGGAUGGACGCCCCGUGCGAGCCCAGCUACUGCUCGCUCGCCGUCAGCCUGAAGGAAGCCGGGGAGGGAGCCUCCCUGGCCGGGUACUUCGGCAACGGGACCAACGAGUCCCUGCAGGAGCUCUUCAGGAGCAUCAACCUGGAGCGCGCCGACGGGCUGCAGGGGGGCAGCUCUGCCGUCCUGCGCAUCGUCAUCUCCAGCGUCUACUCGGUGGUGUGCGCCCUGGGGCUGGUGGGCAACCUGCUGGUGCUCUACCUGAUGAAGAGCAAGCAGGGCUGGAAGAAAUCCUCCAUCGACCUCUUCGUGACCAGCCUGGCGCUCACCGACUUCCAGUUCGUGCUGACGCUGCCCUUCUGGGCGGUGGAGAACGCCCUGGACUUCACCUGGCUCUUCGGCAAGGCCAUGUGCAAGAUCGUCUCCUACGUGACCGCCAUGAACAUGUACGCCAGCGUCUUCUUCCUCACCGCCAUGAGCGUGGCCCGCUACCACUCCGUGGCCUCGGCGCUGAGCAGCCGGCGGGGCGGCGCCGGGUGCUGCUCGGCCAAGUGGCUCUGCCUCCUCAUCUGGGGCGCGGCCAUGCUGGCCUCCCUGCCCCACGCCAUCUUCUCCACCACCGCCACCGUCUUCAACGAGGAGCUCUGCCUGGUCAAGUUCCCCGAGGCCCGGGGCAAGAGCGCCCAGUUCUGGCUGGGCCUCUACCAGGCCCAGAAGGUGCUGCUGGGCUUCCUGGUGCCGCUGGCGGUCAUCAGCCUCUGCUCGCUGCUGCUGCUGCGCUUCCUGGGCGAGCGCCACGUGGGCCGGGCCUGCGGCGGGCCCAAGCGGCGGGCCAAGGUGACCCGCUCGGUGACGGUGGUGGUGCUCUCCUUCUUCCUCUGCUGGCUGCCCAACCAGGCGCUCACCGCCUGGGGCGUCCUGGUCAAGCUCAACGUGGCGCCCUUCAGCCCGCAGUACUUCCUCUCGCAGGCCUACCUCUUCCCCGUCAGCGUGUGCCUGGCGCACUGCAACAGCUGCCUCAACCCGCUGCUCUACUGCCUGCUGCGCCGCGAGUUCCGCGCCGCCCUGCGCCGCCUGCUCUGGCGCCUGGCCUCGCCCUCGCUCACCGCCACGCGCCCCUUCACCGCCACCACCAAGCCCGAGCCCGAGGAGCAGGCGCUGCGCGCCCUGGUGCCCGCCGCCGCCGCCCCCCAGCCCGAGCUCCUCUACUACCCGCCCGGCGUGGUGGUGUGCAGCGGCCGCUGGGACCUGCUGCCCAGCAGCUCCGCCGAGCAGCGCUGCUGA
Molecule: messenger RNA, 1769 nt
Organism: Mauremys mutica (yellowpond turtle)
Lineage: Eukaryota; Metazoa; Chordata; Testudines; Geoemydidae
Gene: RXFP3
Product: relaxin family peptide receptor 3
Exons: 1
Coding region: 495-1769 (424 amino acids)
Biological process (GO): G protein-coupled receptor signaling pathway; immune response
Cellular component (GO): membrane
Molecular function (GO): G protein-coupled receptor activity
Source: RefSeq, a predicted model, not a curated record